Papilio machaon (common yellow swallowtail) is the source of this 560-nucleotide messenger RNA. RefSeq lists its product as uncharacterized. The transcript has 4 exons. Lineage: Eukaryota; Metazoa; Arthropoda; Insecta; Lepidoptera; Papilionidae. The record is from RefSeq and is a predicted model, not a curated record. Bases 83 to 508 code for a protein of 141 amino acids.
UCUGCUCAAAUUAUUUCAACAUGGGUUAAUUACGUUCGUUUCAUCAUUCGAAGUGUCAGUGUUGAAGUGAAAACUGGCUCUGAUGGAUUUAUUAGCGAUGGCGAUCAUCCUGGUUGGUUUAGCCAACGUCAUUGCAACACCGUGCUGUGAGCAUGGUCAUAAGAAUUGUACCCGUAAAGUACGACAAGAUUCACCACCAAAACUGGAUCACAUUACUAAUAACGGUACCAGCACACAAUUAACAUCGAUUAAGAAGAGUACGUUGAAACCAAUCGCAGAAGAUAAAUUAAAGAAGGAAACCGUGACCGAGGGAAGAACGAGGAAGAAACUGAAGAAGAUAAAAGACAGUAGAGAAGAUUGGGAGGAGUUGGUUAUUGGGCAAGAAGAUGCGGAGGUAUUGGACGGCGCUAUGGACAGAGAGGAUCACGCGACGCAUUACUUGACGGAGUUAUUGCCAAUUCAUGUAGACGAAGAGAACGAGAGGAUGGAAGACAUACUACAGUUUUGAAGAAGAUCCGAAAGAAAAAAAAAAUAUAGAAUGCUUUCAAUUAAAAAAAAAG